CUAGGGGAAUCGAUGAUGGACGGAACGGGGACGUAGCGGAUGAUCACUACCACCGGUACAUGGAAGAUGUGGAGAUCAUUCAUAGUUUGGGUGUCAACUCCUACAGAUUCUCAAUUUCAUGGGCGAGAAUCCUACCAAGAGGCCGGCUUGGAGGCGUUAAUUCAGCUGGAGUAGCGUUCUACGACCGCCUGAUUGAUGCACUCGUGCACAAAGGGAUAGAGCCAUUUGUGACACUGCAUCACUUUGAUCUGCCGCACGAAAUGGAGACCCGAUACGGCGGUUGGCUGGGCGCCGAAAUCCGGGAGGAGUUUGACUACUACGCCGACGUGUGCUUCAAGGCGUUUGGUGACCGG
Triticum aestivum (bread wheat) is the source of this 353-nucleotide messenger RNA. RefSeq names its product beta-glucosidase 16. Gene Ontology annotation, molecular function: beta-glucosidase activity. NCBI's taxonomy places the organism in Eukaryota, Viridiplantae, Streptophyta, Magnoliopsida, Poales, Poaceae. The record is from RefSeq and is a predicted model, not a curated record. Gene Ontology annotation, biological process: carbohydrate metabolic process.